Tuber aestivum (summer truffle) is the source of this 477-nucleotide messenger RNA. Lineage: Eukaryota; Fungi; Ascomycota; Pezizomycetes; Pezizales; Tuberaceae. The record is from the annotation of a GenBank genome assembly.
AUGGUUGCCAUCAAGUCCCUCGCUGUCCUCCUCUUCGCUGCCGCCGCCGCCGCAGGCCCCGGUGCCGGUGGCCAUGGCCAUGGCAGCAAUGUCGACGUCAAAGAUUCCAGCAUCAAGUGUGGAAACCAGGACCAGAAAAUCUACUGCUGCAACGAUAAUACCCACGAGAAGGCUGUCGGCCAAUACACAGGUGUCUUCAACGGACUCAGUGUCAAGUGUAACUCUGUCCCCGUCAAUGUCUUGGCUGGUAAGUUAUUCUUCCGAGAAUCCAAUAUUUGGUCAAAGCUAAUCCAUUGAGUAGUCGAUGUCGUCUCCGCCCAGAAACAAUGCAGUGCCGGAGCUGCCUGUUGUAACGCCGAGUCUGACGAGGUUUGUUCCCAGAUGCUAAUUCGCCAUUUCUUAUGGAAGCUAAUUGAUAUUCUACAGAAUGGUGUUGUCAACAUCGUUACCGGCUGUGUUGCUCCUGUUGUCAACUAA